AUGGACCAAGACCAGUUUGGUGGCCGAACCGACGACGAUCUGUUCUCCGAUGACAUCGAGCUCGUCGACGAGACAGUGGAAUAUGUCGUCGAAACUGCCCCCGUCUUCGAUGCGCCCGCGGUGGUAGAAGCAGCCCCGGCGCCGGCACCACCACCAGCCCCAGCGACGACGGAACCUACACCCGUUGUAGCACCACAGCCCCGGGCAGCACCAAGUCAACCCGCGAGGUCAUCGCUCGCGCAGUCCCGCCAUGCUCCCAAACCGGCGGCUCAGGAGAACAACAACAACAAUAACAAUAAACCACCGCGCUCGUCUAAGAAACACAACAAUGCUAAAAAGGGCCCGAAACCUUCCUCGCGAGCCGUAAGCGAAACCCCGUCCGGCUCCGAAUCGAUCGCGACAACCGCGGCGACCCCAGCGCCAGACACACCCGCCGCGACCGACAAGCCCGAACAGCCACAGUCAACCCCCGUCCCAUCCGGGCCCGCGACCGCGACCGAGUCCACCACCACGAACAACCACGGCAACACGGCCUCAGCCGUCUCCCACGCCCGCCUAUCCUCCGGCGCAAACCCCCGUCAAAAGCUCACCGAAACGGAACUGGCCGCGCGCAUGGAGAAGAUGCGCCUGCUCGCCGCAGAAAAGACGCGCCGUUUCGAGGAAGCGCAGCGCGACGCUUCGGAACACGAUGUCGCGUACGAGAUCGGCAUGGAGGAAGCGCGCAAGCGCCGGGCUGAAGAGGCCUCGCGCCGUAAGGCGGCAGAGGAGGAGCGUCGCAAGCUGGAGGUGGAGCGUGCUAAGAAUCGUGAGCGGAAGCUUAAGGCGAUGGGGAUGAAGGAGGGCGGGGGGUGGGAUGCUGGCAAGGAGGAACGGGAGAGGCAGGAGGAUGCUGCAGGGAAUGGAUUCCGCGGGGCUAAUGGUGGUGUGCGGGGGGCGAGGUCAGGUGGUGGUGGUGAUAGAGGAGGAUUGGGCGCCAGUCGGUUUUCUGCUGGUGGCGAUGGUGGAGAGGCAGAUGUGAGAGGGGAGUUUGACGGGUUUGGGAUCAGGGGUAGGGGUAUGGGGAUGAGAGGACGUGGCCGUGUUAGGGGACGAGGAGGGCGCGGAGGUGGACGGGCGCUCUUCGACGAACACGAUGGGGAACACCAUGGCGGUGAUCACAGCCGACGCGGCGAACAUCACACAGCACAGGCACCAGCGCCGCCAAAGAAGGUGGAUCUGAAGAAGGAAGACUUCCCAGCUCUACCGUCGUCCAACGCGGCUCCUAAAAAGAUCGACACCGCCUGGGGCAAACAAGCCGGAGUGGCUGAGCUACCGCUGUCCCCUCCGGUUGGGAAAUGGGACGAAGAAGUGGAAGCCACGUUGGCCAAAGAAACCUAG
Dichotomopilus funicola is the source of this 1377-nucleotide messenger RNA. RefSeq lists its product as uncharacterized. NCBI's taxonomy places the organism in Eukaryota, Fungi, Ascomycota, Sordariomycetes, Sordariales, Chaetomiaceae. The transcript has a single exon. The record is from RefSeq and is a predicted model, not a curated record. The coding region runs from base 1 to 1377 and encodes 458 amino acids.